Phalaenopsis equestris is the source of this 1688-nucleotide messenger RNA. RefSeq names its product 3-oxoacyl-[acyl-carrier-protein] synthase I, chloroplastic-like. Lineage: Eukaryota; Viridiplantae; Streptophyta; Magnoliopsida; Asparagales; Orchidaceae. The record is from RefSeq and is a predicted model, not a curated record. The transcript is spliced from 9 exons. Gene Ontology annotation, molecular function: 3-oxoacyl-[acyl-carrier-protein] synthase activity. Gene Ontology annotation, biological process: fatty acid biosynthetic process. The coding region runs from base 119 to 1549 and encodes 476 amino acids.
GUCAAAGAAAGCUCAAAGAGCUUUUAGGCCACACUCCAUCACAAGUCGUUGCUGGGGCUCUUUUAGGCCACCAAAACAUCUUUCAUCCGCUUCAGAUAUACUGAAAGAGAGAAGAGAGAUGUCCGGAACCAAGGAGAUGGCCAUGAAAGGCACUGCUUAUGCUCCUUCGUCAACUUGGGGUGGAUUUUUAUUAAAAAAACUUGGAAGGAGAUCUUCCUUCUCUUCUUCAUAUGUAAAGUUUCAGAGAAUAAUGGCGAUGGCCACGUCACCAACUAUUUCUGCUCCCAAACGCGAGAAGGAUCCGAAGAAGCGAGUAGUAAUAAGCGGAAUCGGCCUGGUCUCCGUUUUUGGAGAUGAUGUUGAUGGUUUCUACGAUAAGCUCCUCCGCGGAACAAAUGGAGUUAAAAUGAUCGAUCGGUUCGACACCUCGGCGCUCCCGGUCAAAUUCGCCUGUCAAAUCCAGGGGUUCACUUCGGAAGGGUACAUUGAUCGGAAGUGUGAUCGGCGGCUGGACGACUGCUGGAGAUAUUGCCUCGUCGCCGGCAAGAAGGCGCUUCACAGCGCAAAUCUGGGCCCACAACAAUUGAUUAAUAUGGACAGAUCAAGAAUAGGAACAGUAGUGGGAGCAGGAGUGGGAGGCUACUCAAUUGUCUCCACCAAGAUAGAGAAAAUGAUCAGAAGCGGGUAUCAUAACCUAGGCCCAUUCUUCAUCCCAUGCCCAAUCAUCAACAUGGGCUCGGCUCUGCUCUCUAUUGAUUUUGGGCUCAUGGGCCCGAGUUAUGCGAUUUCCACCGCUUGUGCCACGAGUAAUUGUUGCUUCAUCGCCGCCGCCAGUCAUAUAAGGAAAGGGGACGUUGACGUGAUGAUUGCCGGCGGGACGGAGUCUCCUAUUAUUCCGAUGGGCGUUGCGGGCUUUUCGGCCUGCCGGGCUUUAUCUCAACGCAAUUUUGACCCCGAGACGGCCUCUCGUCCUUGGGAUAAGGCCCGCGAUGGUUUCGUCAUGGGUGAAGGGUCUGGCAUUCUGGUGAUGGAGAGCUUAGAGCAUGCAAUGAAAAGGGGGGCUAAUAUAAUAGCAGAGUAUCUGGGUGGUGCAAUAACCUGUGAUGCCCAUCAUGUCACUGAACCCCGCUCAGAUGUGCUCGGAGUCACCUCCUGCAUCACAAGAAGCUUGGAGGACGCUGGGGUUUACCCUGAUGAGGUGAAUUAUAUCAAUGCACAUGCGACAUCUACACCAAUGGGAGAUGUAACAGAGAUGAAUGCAAUAAAGAAGAUGUUUAAGAAUACAUCGGAGAUUAAAAUAAAUGCGACCAAGUCAAUGAUUGGGCACUGUCUGGGGGCAGCUGGAGCAUUGGAAGCCAUUGCUACAAUCAAAGCUAUUACCACCGGCUGGCUGCAUCCGACGAUCAAUCAAUAUAACUUGGAGGCAGAGGUUACCAUUGACACAGUGCCGAAUGUGAAGAAGAAACAUGAGGUUAACGUUGCCAUAUCGAAUUCCUUUGGAUUUGGAGGCCAUAAUGCGGUGGUGGUUUUUGCUCCUUUCCGACCUUAGAAGAAGAAGCAGAAGAAGAUGAAGAAGAAGACGAUGAAGAAGAAUUGUGACAGAGAAGAUUUAUUCUACGAGCUAUAAAAGCUUGAAGUGAUGUACUCUUUCUUCUAAUGUUUACUAGUAAACUAUUGUACAGAUGCAG